Molecule: messenger RNA, 911 nt
Organism: Musca vetustissima
Lineage: Eukaryota; Metazoa; Arthropoda; Insecta; Diptera; Muscidae
Product: histone H1-like
Exons: 2
Coding region: 68-838 (256 amino acids)
Biological process (GO): nucleosome assembly
Cellular component (GO): nucleosome
Molecular function (GO): structural constituent of chromatin; DNA binding
Source: RefSeq, a predicted model, not a curated record
UAGUAGUACACAUAAAUUUGUGAGUGUAUUUGUGUUAACAGUGAAAUAUAAAACAGUGAAUAUAAACAUGUCUGACGCCGCCGUUGCUGAAACCACCGCCUCCCCAGUUGCCGCUGUUGAGAAAAAGGCACCAAAGAAGGCCGCUGCCAAAGCAAAGAAACCAUCAGCCGCUCCAACUCAUCCACCAACCCAGCAAAUGGUAGAUGCUGCCAUCAAAACUUUGAAGGAACGUGGAGGUUCUUCAUUGCCAGCCAUCAAGAAAUAUUUGGCCAGCACCUACAAAGUAGAUGCCCAAAAAUUGGCCCCCUUCAUCAAGAAGUACUUGAAGAGUGCUGUUGCCAGUGGAAAAUUGAUCCAAACUAAAGGUAAGGGUGCUUCCGGUUCAUUCAAAUUGUCCGCUUCGGCUUCCAAGGAACCCAAAGCAAAGACUGCUGAAAAGAAAAAGAAGGCUCCCGCCGCUGGUGAAAAGAAAAAGAAGGUCGCCCCUAAAAAGGCAGCCGGCGAAAAGAAGACAGCUGCCAAAAAACCAUCUGCCGCCAAAAAGACCGCUGAAAAGAAGAAGGCUGACAAAACAAAGGCCAAGGCUGCCAAGAAAACCGGUACAGUUAAGGCAAAACCCGCAAAGACCGCCGCUAAAGCAUCUGCCACUAAACCAAAGGCACCCAAGGCAAAAACAGCCGCUGCUAAGCCCAAAAAAGCCGCAAAACCCGCAAAGACCGCCGCUAAAGCAUCUGCCACUAAACCAAAGGCACCCAAGGCAAAAACAGCCGCUGCUAAGCCCAAAAAAGCCGCAGCACCAAAGAAGCCAGCUGCCAAGAAAGCCGCCGCCAAGAAGUAAUUUUUUCCACAAAAAUUACUUUGUCAAGAAUUUUUUCGAUAUUCGAAAACAUAAUAUCUAACAGCCCUUUUCA